UAAAGAUGAUAUUGAAAAUUCUAAAUGUAAAUGUCCUCAAUAUAAUACAAAACUUUCUACACUACUGAAAUCCAACAAGAAACUAAACAAAAAAUAUCUAAGAAAAAGAAUAUACCCAAACCUUUAUAUAACCCAGAUAUAUGAAUCUCAAAAUAAUGUUAAUACAUCUAAUAUUCUUGUUCCAGAUUCUUUACCAAUCAAUCCAAAUUCUAUCUAUAAUGUUCAAAAAGUUUUAGAUCAUAUUAAGGAAAUUAGUAGAAUUAACAAAACUAGAACUCGACACAAAGACUAUAUCAAAAAAAAAUUAAAUUCAAAGAAAACAUUAAUUACUCAACCUAUUUCUAUUACUGUUGAUGAAGAACAAAUACAAUUAGCAGAAAAUUCAAUAAAAAAAGAAGAAUUGAUAUUAGUAAUUGAAUCAUUAAUUGGUUUUCUAAAUAAGAUUAAUCGGCCACAAUUUAAAAGUUUAAAAGCAAAAAAAAAAGAAGAAUUAUUAAUUAUUUUACAACAACUUCGAGAUUUGACUAGUGAUAAUAAAAUAGAUUAA
Molecule: messenger RNA, 547 nt
Organism: Dentiscutata heterogama
Lineage: Eukaryota; Fungi; Glomeromycota; Glomeromycetes; Diversisporales; Gigasporaceae
Source: the annotation of a GenBank genome assembly